Messenger RNA from Cuscuta campestris, 1654 nucleotides. NCBI's taxonomy places the organism in Eukaryota, Viridiplantae, Streptophyta, Magnoliopsida, Solanales, Convolvulaceae. The record is from the annotation of a GenBank genome assembly.
AUCACCCCGCAUAAAAGGGAUACUUUGCCCUCCGUAUUUGUGGUAAAUCGCCGCUUGAAGUGGAAGAACUAAACCGGAAAAUUUUAAGGUAACGCGAAUCAGGAUAUCAAUCUGAAAGACCCGUCAGCGACGAGUUAAAUCGGACCGAAGAGGAAGAGGAAUUGAUAGAUAAGGACUCUAGCCGGAAUUCUUGUCCGCGGCAGCGGCGGCGCCCCCUCUGCGGACAGCUUCAAUUGCCGUCGGAGCUAGGGAUUAGGCGUGGUUAAGAGAAAAGGCGCAAGCUUCUAAACGGUUGCCGGGAUUCAUUAGACAUGAAGCGCAGUUACUCGGAAUCGCCACCGUGUAGCUCUAUUGGAUCUCCUUCGUCCAGAUUGAAAUACAACCCACCAGGCAACUCUCAGUUUUUGGAGGAUGAGAGUACAAAAAACUUUGCGAGGAAAGUUGCUGAUCAUUAUAGUGCAAGGAGCAACCAAACACUAGAAGAGCGAGAAGCAAGUCCCAUUAUCCAUUUAAAGAAGCUUAACAACUGGAUCAAAAGCGUAUUGAUUCAACUUUACACCAAAAGAGGGGAUGUAGUUCUUGAUCUUGCUUGCGGAAAGGGUGGUGAUCUAAUUAAGUGGGACAAAGCAAGGAUUUCAUAUUAUGUUGGCAUUGACAUUGCUGAAGGCUCCAUUGAGGAUUGCCGUACACGAUAUAAUGGUGAUGCGGACCAUCAUCAACGGCGAAAGAAGUUCUCUUUUCCAGCUAGACUUAUUUGUGGAGAUUGUUUUGAGGUUCAGUUAGAUAAAGUGUUAGCAGAUGAUAUGCCUUUUGAUCUUAUUAGCUGCCAGUUUGCCAUGCAUUACUCAUGGUCAACUGAAGCACGUGCACGACGCGCCUUGGCCAAUGUAUCAGCUUUACUUAGACCUGGAGGCAUCUUCAUUGGAACAAUGCCAGACGCUAAUGUUAUAAUAAAAAAGCUUAGAGAAGCUAAAGGGCUAAGCUUUGGUAACAGUGUGUAUUCAAUAGAGUUCAAUGAAGAAUUCUCAGAAAAGAAAUUCGGAUCUUCAAACCCUUUUGGCAUCAAAUACAAGUUCCAUUUGCAGGAUGCAGUUGACUGCCCCGAAUGGAUUGUCCCUUUCCAUGUUUUCAAGGAAAUGGCUGAAGAGUAUGAUUUGGAGCUAGUAUUUGCGAAGAAUUCGCAUGCAUUUGUUGAUGAAUAUAUGAAAAGGAUGGAGUUUGUCGACCUCAUGCGCAGGCUUGGCGCAUUGGGUGAUGGAAACCAAGACCUAAGUACCCUCUCGCCGGAUGAAUGGGAUGCCGCCUACUUAUAUCUCUCAUAUGUCUUGAAGAAGAAGGGACAACCGGACCCGAGGCCGGUGAACAGUAGUAGGCGGGGCAAGGGUAAGAUGCAGUUGUCGAAGGCGGAUAUCAUGUAUAUAUAGACAAACACGCACAGACGGUGUAGGGGCGAAACAUUUCCACACUGGCUUUACAAAAAAUUUUGUACAAACUUUAAUAAUAUUAAUAUUGGCACUAACAGAAUUAAGUCCUAAAAUGUUCUGUGUAACAUUUACAUAAGUUGACAAUGCAGUUUUGUUUUACCUUCCAUUUUUUGUUCUGAAUUAUAAUAUGAUUUGUAAUCCUUUUUUUUUUUUGCGAUUUUGUCGAAAUU